Molecule: messenger RNA, 1311 nt
Organism: Cercopithifilaria johnstoni
Lineage: Eukaryota; Metazoa; Nematoda; Chromadorea; Rhabditida; Onchocercidae
Source: the annotation of a GenBank genome assembly
AUGAGUGAAUCACAAUGUGUAUCAGAUGCUUAUCAAUAUAUCAGUCAAAUUAUCGAAGAUGCACUAAAGCGAACUGAACAAAUGUUGUUAAAAUUGAAGACGCGGCGUGAUGAUACGAUAAUAAAUGUUAAAAACAAAACAGUAAGGAUGAGUGAAACAAAUACAGGAAAAACUAAAGCUUCUGCAGCGCAUAUGCGAAGCGCACUUGGUUACAAUGUUGAAGGAAUUUCAGAUGAUAUAUUGCCAGCUGCGAUAUCGCAAUAUCCACGAAAGAUAAAUAGUGCAUCCUGGAAGAUUAUGGAUCUAUUGCGUUUCCCCGUAAACGAUGAGGAACGAAAUUUAAGACUCAGUGAUCGAAUUUUCAUAUCUCUCGAUCAAAAAUCAAUAAUGCUUAUGCGUGAAUACGAUGGCUUUCCUAAUCGUGCUCAUCAACAGCAGCGACCUAAAUCCAAUAAUUUGUAUCAAAAACAAUCAAAAGUGAUCGAUCUGCAACAACAACAACAACAACAACAUGUCGAAUUAGAUGAACGGAGAGGAGUAUCUCAUCGUCAAACGGAUCAAAGUCAUCCCAGUGAAGGGUUUCAACAACUUAACGAAUUUAGCAAUGAAACUCAACGCCAAUCUAACUUGCAUCAACAGAAGUUAAAUCAACCCACGGAUUACGAGAAUUCUUCUCAGCAACGAGUGGAGAAAAUCACUACUACACAUCGUUUAACACCAAUUCAACACCAAUCAAAACAAUUUCAGCAAUCGCAAUCAUUACGAAUGCAAAAGCCUAAAAUUGACGAGUUUGCUGAUGAAGAAACCAUGUCAUCAUCAAAGCAAGUUAUAUCAACCCCAGUAUUCCAUAGCGCUCCUUCAAGUGCUCAAGAUGAAUCCAUAAGCAAAGAUGAUAAUUCACAUGCUGAAAGUUGUGCAGAAUUUGUACAGGGGAAAGUAUCAAAGAAGCUCGUCAAACAAAAAACGGGUAGAAGAUCAAAAAAGUCCGACAGUUCACAAUCGAAACCACAUCGUAGGAAUCGAAAUGAAAACUCCAUCAACCUUCAAGUUGAUGAGCAAAUAACAACCAGUGAUAGCAUUGGUAUUCAUGAUGCUAAACGAUCAGAUUCUGAUACAUCUCUUCAUCAUGAAGAUGAAAUGAGUGGAAAACGAGAUGAAGUAGAUGAAAUUGAGAAAUAUAAAAAAGGACGAAAGAAUAAAAAUCAAUCAUCUGCAGAACAAUAUUUUGCUACCAGUAGUUCUAUGCCAAAACAAUCUCGUUUAUCGAUAAUUGAUCCAAAGGGACGACGAAAAGUAAAAAAAUUGUUUUAA